Molecule: messenger RNA, 927 nt
Organism: Bemisia tabaci
Lineage: Eukaryota; Metazoa; Arthropoda; Insecta; Hemiptera; Aleyrodidae
Product: E3 ubiquitin-protein ligase Zswim2-like
Molecular function (GO): ubiquitin protein ligase activity; zinc ion binding
Source: RefSeq, a predicted model, not a curated record
AUGUCCCGAGUUGGUGGCUGGAGAUCACAGUGUCCUAUUCCAGUGCGGGAACUUCAGUUGAAAACCUAUCAGGACCAUUACAUCUUCUUGCUCAGACAAAAUGGACCGGCCGCAUUCACGAUACAGCAAGGCAGGCAAAAACCAUUUGAGGUGAGGCUGGGAAACCCGCACAGCUGCACCUGCAAAGAGCAUACAAAAAUGCAAGAGCUCUGCAUGCACAUUUGCUGGGUCCUCCUGCGGAAGCUCCGACUUAAACCGGAAGAUUCCCUCUCUUAUCAGUUGGGAAUGACUUCAGGCGAGCUGAAUCAUUUUCUAAGCGGCAAAACUCAACUUUACGCGACACCAGCUUCAACGCACAAACAAGAUCCUUUGAAAUUGAAAAGUCAAGAAUACGAACUUUCAACGGUGCCAAAGCGUUUAAUCACAGCUGAUGACGUUUGUCCGAUAUGCUUGGAAACAUUUUCAGUUCGCAACUCACCUGUUGUCCACUGUAAACAUGGAUGUGGCAAUGGUGUUCAUGUGAGGUGUAUGGCUGUGGUGGUGAAGCACCAACUCGAUGCCGUCGAAUUGGAGGAGAAUACAAAACUCGAGGACCAUAUUCUCACAUGUCCCAUGUGCAGGGGUCACUUCGGUCGCAACGGAGAGUUUCAGAGGGAGGCGAAAAGACUGAAACUAUUCCGCGUUAGGCAACGACGAAAUUUUGCUGAGUCGCCAAUCGGGGAGCAUCCUGAGCUCGUGUGUUGCGCAUGCGCCGCCUCCCCGAUCAUUGGCAGAGUUUACCGCUGCAACAGUUGCCCUCAGAUGAUCCUGUGUUCCGGCUGUAUCCGGAACGAUCAAUACACAGAGCUACAUAUCACGCAUGGAUUCGCCAGCAAAAAAGUAAGUUUAAAGACCCACACGCAGUAUAUUUACAUAAAACUCUGGUAA